This is a messenger RNA of Polyodon spathula (Mississippi paddlefish), 599 nucleotides long. It is a transcript of the gene tnfaip8l2b, whose product is annotated as tumor necrosis factor, alpha-induced protein 8-like 2b. The annotation marks the transcript as partial. Gene Ontology annotation, cellular component: cytoplasm. Gene Ontology annotation, biological process: regulation of apoptotic process. The record is from RefSeq and is a predicted model, not a curated record. The transcript has 2 exons. NCBI's taxonomy places the organism in Eukaryota, Metazoa, Chordata, Actinopteri, Acipenseriformes, Polyodontidae.
UUGGAAGCUUUCAGCUCGAAGGACGUUGCCAUGCAGGUUCAGAAGAAGAUUCUGAGCCGCAUGGCCGGCAAGUCGAUGGUCCACAUGUUCGUGGACGACACGAGCAGCGAGAUCCUGGAUGAGCUGUACCGCGUGUCCAAGGAGUACACGGGCAACCGGGGAGAGGCUCACAAGAUCAUGAAGGACCUGGUGAAGGUGGCGGUCAAGAUCGGAGUCCUCUACAGACACAACAAGUUCAGUGCGGAGGAGCUGCAGCUGGCGGACGAGUUCAAGAGGAAGCUGCAUUUCGGAGCAAUGACAGCGAUCAGCUUCUACGAGGUGGAAUUCACCUUCGACAAGGCUGUGAUGUCAGAGAUACUCACCGACUGUCGGGACAUGCUUUUAAAACUGGUGGACAAACACCUCACCCCCAAAUCCCACGGGAGAAUCAACCACGUUUUCAACCACUUCUCCGACAAAGAGCUCCUGACCCAGCUCUACAACUCCAAGGGCCCGUUCUGGGGGCACCUUCAAAAGAUCUGCACGGCUAUGAACAAACUGGUGGAGGAGGGCAAGCUAUAGGGCGCCCCCUUGUGGAGACAGGGUGGAACUGCUACUGA